AUGCUGGCAGAAGUGAAGGAAGCGUCUAACAGUAUAGAGUCAGUACGUAGUUCUACUACUACGAGGCAGGACUAUGAGGGUGGAUUAAAGGACAACUUUCCACAUGGAGAUGGCAUCUACACUUGGAAGGACGGAACUGCAUUCACUGGCACUUUCGUCACUGGAAAGAUUCUUGGAAAAGGCACAUAUACAUGGCCCAGUGGAUGUGUUUACGACGGUGAUGUCAAGGACGCUUACAGACACGGCAAGGGUUCUCUUACUUUUGAUGAUCGACCUGCUAAAUACUCGGGUAACUGGACUAAUGGAAAACGGAGUGGAAAAGGUGUCUUGUCUUAUGAUGACGAAAACACAUGUCAGUAUGAAGGAGACUGGAAGAACGGCCUACGACAUGGGUUCGGUACCAUGAAAUACCAUUCAGGAAACUCAUAUGAAGGCGAAUGGCGUAACGGGUGUAAAUGUGGACGAGGGACUAUGAAAUGGUUGAAUCGGAACGAGGAAUAUGUUGGUGAAUGGAAGGACGGGCUACCGAACGGCCUCGGCGCAUACACGUGGCGCAUCAAAACCUCAUCUCAAGACACAUACCCUGGUCAUAACAGAUACGAAGGAUGGUGGGUAAACGGUAUGCGUAGUGGGAAUGGUGUCUUCACGUACGCUAGUGGUGCGAGAUACGAUGGUGAAUGGAAAGACAAUUUGAAGCACGGUCGUGGGACAUUUACUUCUGAAGAUGGACGCAAGUAUACGGGUACAUUUGAAAUGGAUAGGAUGGUUGGUGAUUUCUCGAGCUUUAAUAAUGAGAGCCCAUUCCAAUUCAGAUUUGCGGAUUUGAUACCUGCAAAUGACGGUCUAUCAUUAGAACAGCAUUCAAAGAUGAUCAACUCGGUGGUUACACGCCAUACUGCGACUUUAAGGAAGCUCUAUCAUCGCCUAUGCAUGGUUGCUGAUAAACAAUCACUACCUGCAGACGACGUUUGUGGAUUAGAAAGAGUCCAACUAUGGCACUUGUUUAGAGAAUGCAAACUCCUUGCAAAGGGAGUUACAUUAGUUGACCUAGAUCGUGUAUUGGCUAGAGGAUUCCAAGGAAAUGAUGCGUUUUCACCCUUCUUCACGGAUCCACAUACACCAUCAGCUUCCUUCAUCCUUCGAGAUUUCAUUGAACUGUUGUUGAGAGUCGCAUGGCUGGUUUAUGGAAACAGCUCAGAGCCAGUAACAGAAGCAUUUGAAACUGGACCAGCUGCUAGUCUCAAUCGGUUAUUAGUUGAUGAUGUUUUGCCAAACUGUAGUGUGCUUACUGGUAUUCCGGCUGUUGUUGGUGUUGGGAGGGCAGAUAAGAGAGAAAUGUUUCUGCAGCAGCUGACACAGGAAUACGAACCAAAAUAUCGAGAGUCCUUGUAUAAAGUCUAUUGCAACCUGUCUCGAACACGUAAAGACUCUGUGCCCAAUUCGAUGGGUGAUGUAACUAUGACGAUGAGGGAUGCGAUGCUAUCCAUUAAUAAUUAUGAAAUUUUAUGUGGGAAGGAAGGCAUUGCUCUCAUGUCUGCAUUCUUGAGGCAGGCUAGUCAGAAGAUUCCGAUAUCGACUGAUGAUGGGGAUAGUUAUAAUCUUGAAUACGAGAUUGUGUCAUUAGAAUUCUUUGACCUAAUCAUGAUGGCAUUACUGUUACGAUACAAGGACCUAGUCGAUGGAUCUCUAGGUCUUACAACAAUGCCAACCAUAUCAUCGACCGAAGCAUUCAAUCGUUCCGGUACAGCUAUGGAUGAAGGCACGUUACGACGCUCAUCUUCGAGUAUCGUAAACAACACAAAGGACUCGUCUUCUGCAACAAACGCACAUAUGAAACCAUUAGGUAAUGCAACAAGACAGCGACGAGCAUCACAUUCACAGUCGAAUGAUGGGCUUGAUCAUUCGGCGGCUGUUGCUGCUGCAGCCGCUGCUGCCAAUGCAGCAAACCGAAGUAAAUUAAAAUCAAGGAAUGGAAUCGAGUCGGCUGGUGCUGUGAAAGCAAGUACCGGGGCUAUCAAUGCUAUUAAUAAGGACUUGCCCAGUAAAGUAUCGCAGGGUAUGAGAGCUAGGACUGGGUCUGUGUCGCGACCGACAUUGUUUGGUGGUGUAAAGGGUGAGGAUGGUGAGAGUGGUAGUAAGGGGAUUAUUCAUGGAGAAGAGGAGCCUGUAACACGAUCGCGUGGUGACGUUACUGUGGCUAUGAGUCGUAGUCAAGCAUUCCAAGCUCAACUUGCAGCACCAAUAUUCAAGUCACCGGAAGAAAGCAAGGCACUGGUGUAA
Messenger RNA from Synchytrium microbalum, 2280 nucleotides. RefSeq lists its product as uncharacterized. The transcript is spliced from 15 exons. The coding region runs from base 1 to 2280 and encodes 759 amino acids. NCBI's taxonomy places the organism in Eukaryota, Fungi, Chytridiomycota, Chytridiomycetes, Synchytriales, Synchytriaceae. The record is from RefSeq and is a predicted model, not a curated record.